Messenger RNA from Galendromus occidentalis (western predatory mite), 537 nucleotides. RefSeq lists its product as uncharacterized. The transcript is spliced from 3 exons. Bases 28 to 537 code for a protein of 169 amino acids. The record is from RefSeq and is a predicted model, not a curated record. Lineage: Eukaryota; Metazoa; Arthropoda; Arachnida; Mesostigmata; Phytoseiidae.
ACCGUUCGAGUCAGAUAGUGAAUCACGAUGCCGCAUUCCUUGCUUCUGGUCUCAGCCCUGAUUCUUCUCAUUGCGCUCGGAGGAGCGCGGCCAGCUCCGAAUCCUGGAUCCCACGAUGAAACUGGAACUUCUAACUACGCUGCUGUUCCUGACUCCCCGGAUCCGAUCACUUCUCUCGGCGGAGAAGAGAGCACCGGUGAGAUCAUCCUGAACGCGACCGCAGAAGAUGAGGACUUGGUGCUCCAGCGAACUUUCUCAUUCGGCAAAUCUCGGUGCGCCUUGAAAGUGAUUUGCUACUUCAGUACUCAAGGAGAGCUUCGAGAGACCUACGCGGGCAGCCUAUAUCGACAUUUCCACAAUGUUUGGGACUACUUUCUCGGUGAGAACGAAACUCCGGGGCUGACGCGGACACAUGGUCAUCAAGGAUGUAUUUUGAGUUACAAUUCCUGCCCGAUGAACAUUGUCAAUGCAGUACAACUGGCUAUGAACCUGCAACGAUCUGAUGAAGAAGCUAGAGGAAUAAUUCCAGCAGAAUAA